AUGAUCAAUGUUAUCCUGCUGACUGUGUCCCUGGUGUUCGGAAUUUAUUACUAUCGCAGCGACAUUGUUAUACUGACGAAAAGCAUUUCGGAGCUGACUGCCCUUCUGGAGGUGAUCCUGGACCUGCUGUUCUGCAAAAUGAACCACAGGCGACUGCAGGGUCUGAUCGGGAGAAUCAGGAUGUACCUACAGGUAGCCGACGAGCAGGAGAAUAAAAUCAUACAGAGUUACGUGGAUCGUUACAAGAAAUUGUUUUCGGUGAUCGCGAUCGCGUACAUUUCGACUGGAAUAUCGUUUAGCCUGGCUCCGUUAUUCUCUGGGCAAAAACUUCCGGCAGAUGGUUGGAUCCCGUUCUCCGUCGAAUUCGUUGGAAUAUACUGGGUCGUUUAUCUGGUGCAAGUCUAUUGCAUCUUGCAGACGGCGCUCUGCAUCGGUGUGGACUUCAUGAUCACCACACUUUUCUGUUUCACCGCCGCGAGGCUAGACAUACUAGGCUCGAAGAUGAAGCGAGUGAACCGCUACGACCUGCUGGUAAGCUGUGUCAAAGAACAUCAAGAAAUACUAGGAUUCGUGGACGAUACUAAAGCUGCUGUUCAGGCUUUAUUAUUCAAAACGAACAUCACGAUGGGAAGCGCUCUCAUAUGCGGAGCUUUCCCUCUGAUUUACAACCAGUCGUUGGCUGUAACGAGUCAGUUUCUUUGUAUGGUGGUAUCAGGCUGCGGACACCUGUACGUUAUUUCCUGGCCGGCUGACGAUUUGAAAGAAAGUAGUCUACGUUUCGCAACAUCGGUGAACGACAUUCAGUGGAUAGGACAGCCACGGAAAAUGACAAACGUCGUUCUGAUCAUGAUGCAAAGAAGCAGGAAACCGUGUCUGAUCACAAUGGGUGGUUUGCUUCCACCACUCUCCUUGGAAUAUUAUGCACACUUUUUGACUAGCAUAUCUUCCUACUUUAUGGCAAUGCGAACCAUGAUUGAGUCAUAA
This is a messenger RNA of Megachile rotundata (alfalfa leafcutting bee), 984 nucleotides long. RefSeq names its product odorant receptor 46a. The record is from RefSeq and is a predicted model, not a curated record. Gene Ontology annotation, cellular component: plasma membrane. Lineage: Eukaryota; Metazoa; Arthropoda; Insecta; Hymenoptera; Megachilidae. Gene Ontology annotation, biological process: detection of chemical stimulus involved in sensory perception of smell; sensory perception of smell. Gene Ontology annotation, molecular function: odorant binding; olfactory receptor activity.